Messenger RNA from Penicillium argentinense, 555 nucleotides. RefSeq lists its product as uncharacterized. The record is from RefSeq and is a predicted model, not a curated record. The coding region runs from base 1 to 555 and encodes 184 amino acids. The transcript is spliced from 2 exons. NCBI's taxonomy places the organism in Eukaryota, Fungi, Ascomycota, Eurotiomycetes, Eurotiales, Aspergillaceae.
AUGGCGAACCUCAUGAAGAAGUUCAAGAGAAAGCGCAGACUCUCAUCCGAGCUGCAUUCCCGCUGGGGCGAUCCCGCCAUCAGCUAUCCCAACCAGGGCUCCUGGAACCAACGACACCAGCCCCCGGCUUUGCCGCCAGCGCCUCCAUUGUGCCAUCGCAGAAUCCGCGGCGCCAACGGCUCAUCGCCCCAGCAUAUGGAUGUGCAACCUAAUUCGAAUCGCGGCGACUCGGUCAUUCCUAAGGGAUAUUUCGAUGAAAACAUCCGGCAUCGAGCGGGAAAGAGCCGAAAUCAAAGCCCGAGUCCAUAUCAUCCAAAUUACAACCACAACCAGAGUCAUACCCAAGACCGACAACCUUCUACCAGCAUGCAAGGACUCGGCAUUGACGGCACUCGCUAUACCCACGAGAGAGCCAUAUCCAACAACAACAGCAGCAGCAGCAGCAGCAGCAGCAACCACAAUCACGACCACCAUGAUGCAGCCUCCGACUCCUCAUGCGGCGAAGAUGACGAAGGGAGAGACACACUCGGCGACCCGGGGAAGGCCGAGGAAUAG